AGGGCUCAUUCAGGCUUUAUUUAAAUCAAGAAAGCAGAGAGUGGCAGAGACCGCAAAGCAGGAACACUAUGAGUACUGCAGGCAAAGUCAUUAAAUGCAAAGCAGCCAUUGCUUGGGAAAUUAAGAAACCCCUAUCUAUUGAACAAAUUGAAGUAGCUCCCCCAAAAGCUCAUGAAGUUCGCAUUAAGAUUUUGGCUACAGGGAUAUGUCGCUCAGAUGACCAUGUGAUCAGUGGUGCCUUUGCCAUGCCUUUGCCAAUGAUUUUGGGUCAUGAAGCAGCUGGCGUUGUGGAGAGUGUUGGAGAAGGAGUGACAUGUGUGAAACCAGGAGACAAAGUAAUUCCACUUUUUGUUCCACAGUGUGGAAAAUGCAGUUCUUGCCGAAGUACCAGAGGCAACCUGUGUUCCUCAAAUGAUCUGAGUGAACCCAGGGGUUUAAUGCCUGAUGGCACCUCUAGGUUCACUUGCAAAGGGAAGAACCUCUACCACUUCAUCAGUACCAGCACCUUUACUGAAUACACCGUGGUGCAUGAGAACUCCGUGGUCAAAAUUGAUGCUGCCGCCCCAUUGGAAAAAGUCUGUCUGAUUGGCUGUGGGUUUUCUACUGGUUAUGGAGCAGCCGUUAAAACAGCCCAGGUGGAACCUGGGUCUACCUGUGCAGUCUUCGGCUUGGGAGGAGUUGGCCUCUCAGCGGUCAUGGGCUGUAAAGCGGCUGGGGCUUCCCGUAUCAUUGGAGUUGACAUCAACAAGGAUAAGUUUCCCAAAGCGAAAGAAAUGGGAGCCACCGAAUGUGUCAACCCGCUGGAUUACAAGAAGCCUAUCAACGAAGUGUUGUUCGACUUGACAGACGGAGAGGGUGUAGACUAUUCAUUCGAAGUGAUUGGGCGCGUAGAUACCAUGACUGCUGCCCUGUCUUCCUGUCACUGCAACUUUGGGACCAGUGUGAUUGUGGGAGUACCUCCUUCAGCAUCUGAAAUUGCUUUUGAUCCAUUGUUGCUUUUCACAGGUCGUACCUGGAAAGGAUCUGUGUUUGGAGGCUGGAAAAGCAAAGAUGCUGUUCCUAGACUGGUUUCCGAUUUCAUGGGGAAGAAAUUCAUUCUUGAUCCAUUGAUAACUCACACGAUGCCUUUUGAGAAAAUCAAUGAAGGAUUUGAUCUGCUCCGGUCAGGAAAAAGCAUUCGCACUGUCUUGACCUUUUAAGAUUUUGGAGCGAGAAAAAAGAUGACGGAAUAAUCACCGAAGUCCGAAGCACCAGAACUGCAACCUUUAUAAUCAGUAGUAUUCAUGGCUGUUAUUGUUUCUUUCUUUCUCUUCUUCUACCCUCAUGUUUACAUGAAGAACCAAAUGGAAGAAUGUCUCUUGUCAUGACGUUCAGCAUUGACCAGAUGAUGGCAAAAGGCCAUCUCUUUCUGCCAAAAAAUUAUCUUGUUUUGCUGAAAUAUUUUCUGCACAAUGAUCUCUCUUUGUUUCCAAAUAAAGCUACUGAAAUCACAGUU
Pogona vitticeps (central bearded dragon) is the source of this 1495-nucleotide messenger RNA. Its product is annotated as alcohol dehydrogenase 1A. The record is from RefSeq and is a predicted model, not a curated record. Gene Ontology annotation, cellular component: cytosol. NCBI's taxonomy places the organism in Eukaryota, Metazoa, Chordata, Lepidosauria, Squamata, Agamidae. Gene Ontology annotation, molecular function: zinc ion binding; all-trans-retinol dehydrogenase (NAD+) activity. Gene Ontology annotation, biological process: retinol metabolic process; retinoic acid metabolic process.